AUGUUGGAAUUGAGAGGAGGGAGUUGCUAUCCGAAGGCGUUGGUGGGAGUGAAUGUUGGUCUUGCCUGCGUUGAUGGGGUGAUUGCAGCUGUUGCUUUCUGUCAGUUGAUGAGGAUUCAUUCAAGGAACUCACAUCUUGGCUGGACGCGUCAAAAAGUGUUUCAUCUAAUGAUUGGAUCCUCUAAUUUGGGGUAUUUCUUUUAUUUUGUGUUAAGUCUUCUUGCUGCUUGCAAGGGUUGGCUUUGCUGGUCAAACUCCUGUGGUUUCAUUGUCAUGGCUUUCCCCAAAAUUCUGUUCGUUGCAGCAUUUCUUCUACUCUUGUCAUUCUGGGUUGACCUUUGCCAUCAGUCAAAUGAUGAUGAUGAUGAGGAUGAAGGAUAUAGUCCCGGAGAAUCCCUGCUGGAGAAGAGGAGAGCUGAUUCUAAUACCAAUGGUUGCAGAAGAUGUUUCUCCUUUCGGGCAAUCCGUACCGGAAGCAGGCAAAAAAUUGUGAUUUUGGUUACUGUGAUAUUUUUUGCAAUAAUGAUAGCAUGUGCUGUGCUAAUCUGGAUUGGCAUGGGACGGAAUAAGAUUGAUUCUGAAGUCAUUGCUCAGGUAUACGUAGAUCUUUUUGCCAUUGCAGUUCUUUUCCUGGGAGGAGCCUUGGCAUGCUAUGGGCUUAUAUUGUUCUUGAAAAUGAGAAAAGUGAGAUCUGAGCGUGCCUCAUCAGAAAUGUGGAAGGUCGCAGGUUUGGCCAUUGUAUCUGUUGUAUGUUUCACAUCAAGUGCUCUUGUUACUAUAUCUACAAAUAUACCUCUGAUUUAUCAUUGGCAUCAAGAAGAGAUAGACGGUGUUUAUACCUCUUUUCUACUGGUUCUAUAUUAUUUCAUAGGUUCAUCAGUGCCGUCAGCCUUCGUACUAUGGGUAAUGAGAGAGCUCCCACCUCCGCUUAUAACUAAUCAAGAGCAAGAAUCAAGAACAAUUACUUUCAUCAGAGACGAUUCAGUGACAGUACAUCCGCAGCGCUGGACUGCUGCAACAAGCAUGUCAAACCAGGUAUCAAGAGCAAGUCCCAUAUGA
This is a messenger RNA of Fraxinus pennsylvanica, 1059 nucleotides long. NCBI's taxonomy places the organism in Eukaryota, Viridiplantae, Streptophyta, Magnoliopsida, Lamiales, Oleaceae. The record is from the annotation of a GenBank genome assembly.